Zea mays is the source of this 1167-nucleotide messenger RNA. RefSeq lists its product as uncharacterized. Lineage: Eukaryota; Viridiplantae; Streptophyta; Magnoliopsida; Poales; Poaceae. The transcript has 10 exons. Bases 1 to 1167 code for a protein of 388 amino acids. The record is from RefSeq and is a predicted model, not a curated record.
AUGAUUUGCUACUGCCACCUGCAAUUUCUUCCUGUUCUGAAGGCUUCCCCUCCUGAUGUUGAUGGUUUAUUAGUCCGCCUGCCACACCAACCUCGAAGUCCAAUUAAGAUCAUAUGGCCAAAUGGAGAGGUUAGACAGAUUAUAGGGGAAUUCACACUUUCAAAUUUACUAGCAUUACAAGGAGGAAAGGUAAUUGUAGAGACAGAUGAAAAUGGUGUCCCAAAUGAAAGGUCAGCCUCCAUUCUUGGGCAGCACCUUGGCCAUGUAGCAGAAAGCCCAACCUUAGCCCCUUUAGACAUCCCAAGAUUUGACAAUAGCAGGUUUAAUUCACACAAGGAACAAAUAAUAAAGGAUGUUGAGCUAAAGUUUGCCUUCCCAAGGCAAACCAUACAUCUUACAAGGGACUGGAUCCUAAGGACAGUUAAUAAUAGGUGGCGAGCGUACAAAUCUAAGUUGAAGAAACAAUACUUCAAUCGUGACGAGAGAACUCUAGAAGAAAUCCUAAGAGAGAAGCCACUUACGACUAAUGAACAUCAAUGGAGAUCUCUAGUUGGAAUUUGGUGCCAAGAGCAACAUAAGAAAUUAUGUUCCACAAACUCUCGUUGUGCAAAAGAACAGAAGACUGCACACACAUGUGGGAGGAAAAGCCUUGCUAGAUUAAAAAAAGAGAUGGAAACCAGAACUAAACGAAAGGUUCAUAGGAUAGAACUAUGGGAGGCAGCUCAUAAAAAGAAGAAUGGUAGAUACACAACAGAAAAGGCAGAGACACUGAUGGCUGCAUCUUAUGAGGAAUUUAAAAAAAGGCGAGGGAACAACAAUGGUAAUCGUCUUUCAUCUAAAGAUUACAAUGAAGUGUUCAAUGAUAUUGUUGCCAAGGAUUUCAAAGCACGUGGGUACUAUGAUGAUAAGUACUGGAGUCAAGGUGGUGAUAGUUAUGACCAAUGCACUGAAGAUGACAAAUCUGAAAAUUAUGCUGCCAAAGAUACGAGUAGCAUCCAAGAAGAUUCAAAUGCUGACGUGACCUCUCGAACAAACGAAGUGCAUAACAUGGUUCAUGUCGAGCAGCAGCAACAACAAUCUGUCCAUAGAAGUCUUGGACAAACUCAAGUCCAUACAUCUACACCACAUGAGCAAACACCUUCAAAGAUAGCAAAACAACACAAUUAA